Molecule: messenger RNA, 1295 nt
Organism: Symbiodinium sp. CCMP2592
Lineage: Eukaryota; Dinophyceae; Suessiales; Symbiodiniaceae
Source: the annotation of a GenBank genome assembly
GACUGGAUGCUGGUGACAAGGAGAAGAAGAAAAAAACCGAGAAGAAGAAGGACAAGAAGAAGGGCAAAAAGAAGAGCAAGAAGUCCAGCAGCUCCAAAGACUCGUCUUCGUCGGAGGCCAGCUGCCCUUCACAGCCCUCUGUGGAUGGUUUCGAGGACUCCUCCGCGACCUUCGGCUUGUCGAAGAAGGAGAUGACCCGCAGCAUGGAGAUUGCCACGUUGUCGGAGCUGGAACCUAGGCCGCUGGGCUUGGUGCUGUCUUCGGUAACCCCGCUGGUCAUAGCCAAUGAUGUCUUCGAAAUGGGUGGAGAACUCGAGUCGUUGUUGCGAGACAAAGCUUUGACGGCGAAGAAGAACAGGGCCAAGAAAGACCACACGAUGAAAGCCGCCGGCACGAUGUGGAAGCGCAGAAUGGCCGAUUUGGCCCACCAUCUUACCGGCCGCCCGGCAACCUCCGUGCGGCUUUGUGCCGCCAAGACCCUCUUCGAUUGCUCGGCCGUGCUCCGCAACUUGUGCAAGAGGAAGUGUGAUGGGGGCAAAGCUGCCUGGAUGAAGGCACUGGACACUAUCAUGAAGGAUGCCCGCGAGGCAGCCUCGGUGGACCUGAAGAACCACAUGAAGCAGACGGACCGCAAGAACCCCAAGCCUGUUCGUGGCACCGGGCACAAAGACAAGCAGGAGGAAGCUGACCCUGAUCAUUCUGAGAAUGAGAAAGACAGGGAGGAAGCCAGCCCAGAGGCUGCACCGUAUGCCAGCUCCGAGGGGGAGCCGGAUGGGGAGCCGGAUGGGGAGCCGUCGGACGACGAGGACGUUUUCAAGGGGGACUUCGCCGUGCCUAAGGGUUCCGGGGAGAGCGCCUUGCCGAAGCUCCCGGCCAAAAUGCAGGCCAGCCUUGAGAAGAUUAGCCGUGAGGUCCUGGACACUUUGCCCACGGAUCUCUCCCAGGCCGAUGUUGGAUAUUGGGUUGCCUGCCUGGAGAAGGAGGGCUUGCUCGAGAUGAAUCAUUUCGAACUCGGGCUCGAAGGUUGCCUUUCGAACCACCUGGGAGUGGGCAAGCCCCACUUUGCAAAGAUGUCUUUGAGGGCCCGAAAGCUCUUUGAUUCCUGGGCCGAGAAACUGCCCGGUGUGAUUACCCGUGCUUCCGCAUGCCGGCAGCAUUCGUUGUGCCUUCACCCCGAAACUGUCUCGAAAGCUUGCAGCCUGUACCAGCUCCGAGGAACCGGAACCGUUGUCGACACCGGGCCGCCGCACAGCUGCUGCGAAGCCAACCACCUGAGUGGCCGAUUCCCGGUGUGA